This is a messenger RNA of Cuscuta campestris, 1463 nucleotides long. The record is from the annotation of a GenBank genome assembly. Lineage: Eukaryota; Viridiplantae; Streptophyta; Magnoliopsida; Solanales; Convolvulaceae.
CAUAGUUUUUUCGAGGGAGAUAACCAAAGGACAUCCAUGCUAACGUAAGCCCUACCCCCUUCUUUCCGCUAACCUAAGCCGCAGCGCGCAUUACCAAUCCAUCCCCCCACUCCACCAUGCCCGGAGGAUCCCUCAAAUUCAACGCAGUCGCUGCCUCCAUCUACAGCUCCCGAAAGCCUCUCAAUCGCCUCCGUCCCUUCUCACCCGCCGCCGUUAACUUCAGAUUCCCGGCGGUUUCGACGCGCGCCUGGUGGCGGUGGGUAAGGAUUCCGCAUCCCGCCGACGAUCGAUUCCCCCACCUCCAAUUUUGCCGCGCUGGAAAGCAUUCUCCUUAUAAUAUUGCUGCCGGGAGUAUCUCCGCCGCUCACAUGGGCUCCGACCCCGACAACAAGGGAGACGGAUGGUUGGAUGCCUCCGCGUCUCCGCCUCCCGCAAACCACCGCUGUCAAAAGCCCUCUCCGCGCCCACCUCAUUCUGCCAAACUGCUUACUCUGCCUACAAUUUUGACAAUUGGCCGGGUUGCCGCAGUUCCGCUUCUCGUAAGCACCUUCUAUGUGGAUAGCUGGUGGGGACCAUCGGCUACUACUGGUAUCUUCAUUGCCGCAGCAAUUACCGAUUGGCUUGAUGGGUAUAUUGCCCGUAAGCUGAAUUUGGGAACUGCAUUUGGUGCAUUUUUAGACCCAGUUGCUGAUAAGCUAAUGGUUGCUGCCACCUUGGUCUUAUUGUGUACCAGACCUUUGGAAGCCAGCUCUUUUGGACAAUUUCCGUGGCUAUUGGCUGUACCUUCAAUAGCUAUUAUUGGGAGGGAGAUUACAAUGUCUGCUGUGAGAGAAUGGGCAGCCUCUCAGGGCAGUAAGCUUACAGAGGCUGUUGCUGUGAAUAACUUGGGAAAGUGGAAGACUGCCACACAGAUGACUGCAUUAACCAUCCUCCUUGCCACAAGAGAUAGCAGCCUAGUUGAAGCAGGAAGCCUUGCAAGCUCUGGUGUGGUCUUGCUCUAUAUCUCAGCCUGGCUUGCGGUUUGGUCUCUAGUCGUGUACAUGAAAAAGAUUUGGAAAGUGUUGUUGCUAUAGUAGAGAGUCUCAAGCCCGCGUAUAUGCUUCAAUUCAAACUGCCAUAUCUCACUGCAGUUGUAUUGCCUCUGCCUGCACACAGGGGCUCUCUCUUCUUCGGUCCCUCGUCUGAAUCAUCGACAACUCACUUUCAACAGGGUGGGAGAUAUCCUUUGCUUGUACUGUGCAGGUAGUUGGGAAGCUAAAUAUUUUCUCUGCCUCCACACACCCACACACACACACAGUUCAUAAUCCUUAAGGGCAUUUAAUUUAAUUUAAUUUUUUACACCGAUUUAGAAAGUGUUUUGUACGUGUUAAUUUUGACUUUUUUUUUUUUUGUAUUUUUGGCAAGUUAUGUUACUCAUGUAACUCUGUACCCGACAUUGAAAGUUGACAUCUCAUUCAUCUUUG